UUCUCUCAAAGUUUGCAAUGCCUAAAGUAGAAGUGAAACAUAGUGUUGGGGCAACAGAUAUUGCUAGUUAACGUUUAGCGACGCCUUAGCAACACACACGCUUUUAUUACAGCUAUUAAACUAGUAACAGAGUGAGAUCACGUUUUUAAACGUAAAAGUCGGCGUUGAGCUUUAAACUUUAGCGAACAUUAGCUCACCAAUUUAAAAAUGGAGCCGGAAAGGACGGAGCGCAAAACGAUGCCAUAUCGUAAAUAUAACACCGGUGUCACCGAUAAAUACGCAACUCUUACUCCUCUGGUCAACAGCUGCAAGUUGCACAUUACUACUAUCAGACCACCAACGCCGGAACGAGCCCAAAAGGCUCACCGUCAAGAUUGGGUUAAAGAAACAAAGCUGAUUAGUACUACGCAUCACUGGAACCCAGAAUCUCUCGCAGGUGGUGCUUGGAGCGGCUUACUUGCAGUCCAAGAAGCUCGAGACAAAACAACCCACAGUGCAGGGGUCAAUUACUACUAUAAUGCUCUAAACCCUCCCAAGUCAGCAGGUGGCUCUGGGAGGUCAUGUUACAACUCUGGUUUUCCUUUUACACGGGUGCCUCACGAAAGUCCUAUAUCGAGUUUUCAACGGAUCGACUUGGACAGGCACUCUCUGGAGCAUUGUCCUCAGCUGAGCAUUAUGAAUGAAGUGCAACUUCUUAACCUUCAGCACAACCUAAUCACAAAGAUUCAGCAUUUGUCACACAUGCAACAACUGGUUUCUCUCAACCUGUACAACAAUCGGAUAUCUGAAAUGUCUGGCAUUGAAGCACUGAGCUCUCUGAGGAUCCUUAUGCUGGGAAAGAACAGAAUUCAUGAAAUAUGCUGCCUGGAAAACCUGUCCAAGCUGAACAUCCUGGAUUUGCAUGACAAUCAGAUCCACAGGAUAGAAAACAUAUCUCACCUGAACGAACUGCAAAUAUUGAACCUGGCAGGCAACAACAUCUGUAGAAUCGAAAACCUGCAGGGCCUGGACUGUUUGACUGAACUCAACCUAAGGCAUAACUGCAUCUCUUUUGUGGCUGAGGUGGAACGCCUGCCCUGCUUGCAGCGCCUCUUUCUCAGUGGCAACAGCAUCACCAGUUUCGAUCAGCUAGCCUGUCUUGGAGAGUCACGCUCCCUUUCCGAGCUCACCCUGGAUGGGAAUCCUGUAGCCCUGGAGACAUGGUACAAGCAGGCCGUCCUGCGCUGUGUGCUUCACCUGAGACAGCUGGACAUGAAGCGCAUCACAGACGAGGAUCGGCGCAUGGCUGGUGUGCAGGCUCGGAAAGAGGAGGAGAAGAAGAGGGAGAGUCACAAGCAGACUAUUCAUAAGGAGAAACGGCGUCUUGCCAUUCGUAACGCAGCACAGCAGUGGGAGGGGGUCAAAGCCUGCCUGGAGCUGCCACCAGCAAAUGGCGCUAAAGAGGAAGUUAGUCCGGAGAACAGCCCUGCCCACAGCCCGGCCCAGACCAAUGGCCUUGCACAGGACCCUUCUCCAGAAGAGCCAAGACGGAUAAGUCCUGGUUCGGGACCAGAGCGACCAUCAGGGGGAACAGAGAUCAGACUUCGCACCAACAGUCGUCCAAACAGCCCACGAGACUCAAAGCUCGCAGAGGCAGGGAGCAGUGGUGUUCAGAGUUUGUCCCUGUCUGACAGCCACCUGGCAGAGCUGGACGGAGACACCCUGCGUCUAUUUGGACCCGGGGCCCUGGAGGCCCUGGAGAGGGGCUGGGGAGUUCAGACCGCUAAUGCUGUCGCUGUAAUAACCUUCCGCUAUAUCAAUUUUGACGCCAUUGUACCAACACUGCCGCGAAUAAGAGUCAAGUUCCCCAAUCUAUCGCAUUUGAUCUUCCUGGAAUCUAAUAUCAGCCGUUUGCCACAGCUAGCAGCCCUAGCUCAGGUGAGGCGUCUGGACCAGCUGACCAUCCACCCGGAGGGCAACCCAGUGGUCAGUCUGGCUCUGUGGCGCUCAUUUGUCAUCUACCGCCUCCACCACUUCAAUCUGCAGAGGAUCAAUGGCCAGGAGGUGACCAUGAAUGACGUAAUUGCUGCAGAGCGUGUGUUUGGGACUCUGGGUCAUAUAGCAGCCACUGAAACUCCACGUUGCCGACUGCUCCUGCUGCUAGAGGAGUCCAGGAAGCGUCAGCUGCAGUUCCUGUUGGAGGGGCGUGGCAGGCGGACGGGACUGAGUCCAGAGGAGCUGCGAGACAACGGAAAGCUGGUGGGAGAAGGUUUGAGCAGAGCGCUGUUUAACUACCCGAGCAGAGACUGCAGCGCAGAGAGCCCUGAGGAGGGUACCGUGGAGUCAUCAGAGCGUGCUGCCAUGAUAGAGCAGUACCUCCAGGAGUUGGUCCAAAGGGCAUCAGACACCAAUCUGAAGGGCGAGGCCCUUCACAAGCUCUGGCCCUCCAUGUUCGCAGAGAUGGUGAGAGACUGUGUGUUGGAGAUGAGGGACCGAGCGGCCUUCCGCCAAGCCAGCCUUGCAAAGCUCUCAGAGACCAAGUGAAGCGGACCAAAGGUUCACUCAUAGGUGACUCGCACACGUGGACAGUUCAUCCGAGGACCUAUAUCGCUCCAUCUCAAAUUCCAUCUAUAAUUCAUCAUCACGUACUGUAGGCACAUUAUCAGUACUAAAACACUGAAUGAUGCAUUUCCCCAGUGUGUGGGGAGGUCUUUCUUUAGAUGGAUGUAGACUGUGGUAAAGAUGUCUAAAGGAGUUAUCAUGACAAAGGCAUCUUGACUGAAUGUAGAUUUUCACUGAAGACAUGAUGACUAUUGAGCACUUGGAACUGCAAUAUACUUGAACAAAGGGACUUAAAGACUCGCAGUGCGUUGCAAUUCCUCUAGAGUGUCCUCUGCACUUUAAAAGCCUUCUGACUAAUCCCUCUUCAUUGUUACUAUCGUCAGCUGAAACGGUCCGCGUCUCCUCACCUGAGACUAGAAUGAUUCUUCUGUGUCUUACAUCCUCCUGUGUUCCACGCGUUGCUCGCUCACAUGGGACUGCCUGACCUAAAAAGAAGGGCACAAACAAGAACAUUGACUUCCCCUUGUUUACUGAUACGUACCACUGAUUUUCAGUAUUGUACUUAGUAUUAAAAAAUUCUGUAUUAACACA
This is a messenger RNA of Betta splendens (Siamese fighting fish), 3132 nucleotides long. Its product is annotated as leucine-rich repeat-containing protein 49. The record is from RefSeq and is a predicted model, not a curated record. Gene Ontology annotation, molecular function: protein binding. Bases 208 to 2523 code for a protein of 771 amino acids. The transcript is spliced from 18 exons. Lineage: Eukaryota; Metazoa; Chordata; Actinopteri; Anabantiformes; Osphronemidae.